AUGCUGGAGGAUGAUGGUGUUCUAAUAACAGAUGCUCCUGAUGACGAGGGCUCUGAUGCCCCCCAUCAAUCGUACAACUUUGCUCCUGGUUCUAAUGGCGUUGUUUGUACGGCUGGUACACAUUGCCGCGACGCACAGCCAACAACCGGUGACUCUCAUACCCCAGACAGUGAACCCCUCCAAGCAAAAAAAGACCUGCAGGAGCAUGGUGGCGAGGAAGUCGAGUUCAAGCUUCAAUCAAUGAACUGGGGAAUUGUGCCUUCAUGGUCGAGUAAGAAUACUACCUCAACUCCAAAGGCCAUCAACUGCAGAGAUGAUUCUCUGAGAACACCCGGUGGCAUGUGGCAGUCAAUGAAAGCCCGUAAAAGAUGUAUCGUUGUAGCUCAGGGGUUCUUCGAGUGGCUUCAUGUGAGCCCUAAGGAGAAAGUUCCGCAUUUUGUCAAGCGCAGAGAUGGCCGCUUAAUGUGUUUUGCUGGCCUCUGGGACGCUAUUAAGCACGAAGACACUGGAGACAAACGUUAUACGUAUUCAAUCAUCACAACCAGUUCAAACCAACAGCUCCGAUUUCUGCACAAUCGCAUGCCAGUUAUCUUUGAUGCUGGCUCCAAGGACUUUCGGCAGUGGCUACAUCCACAGCAAACUCGAUGGACUCAAGAUCUACAGUCCCUACUGAAGCCCUACGAAGGAGACCUAGAUGUAUACCCAGUAUGUAAGGACGUCGGAAAAGUUGGUCGUAGCUCGCCAUCCUUCAUCUUACCGUUGAGUGACAAAGGCAAUGGGCGUGAUAUAGCCCGGUUUUUCCCCAACACCUCUCAGGAUUCGGAGCCAAAAGAACCGGCUGGGUUGGGUAAGCAUGAAAACGACGGUAAUCAACAUACCAGCAUUACCAAUGCCAAGCUCAGUACCGUUGAAAGAGCAGAGGCCAACAAAAAGCACAAGAUCUCUAACGCUUCUAACUCUACGUCAAAAAGGAGACAGGUUAAGCCAGGCCCCCAAGGCGUUAAGAAGAUAACGGAUUUCUUCAGCUGA
Messenger RNA from Trichoderma aggressivum f. europaeum, 1029 nucleotides. RefSeq lists its product as uncharacterized. NCBI's taxonomy places the organism in Eukaryota, Fungi, Ascomycota, Sordariomycetes, Hypocreales, Hypocreaceae. The record is from RefSeq and is a predicted model, not a curated record. Gene Ontology annotation, molecular function: single-stranded DNA binding. The transcript is spliced from 2 exons. Gene Ontology annotation, biological process: DNA damage response. Bases 1 to 1029 code for a protein of 342 amino acids.